Molecule: messenger RNA, 1760 nt
Organism: Sitodiplosis mosellana (orange wheat blossom midge)
Lineage: Eukaryota; Metazoa; Arthropoda; Insecta; Diptera; Cecidomyiidae
Product: protein FAM98A
Exons: 7
Coding region: 219-1613 (464 amino acids)
Cellular component (GO): tRNA-splicing ligase complex
Source: RefSeq, a predicted model, not a curated record
CAGUUAUACGUACGAAUGUAUUAACAGUUUUGACAUUUUACUUUUAAGUACAUUGUGCGCCGAAAAUUUGGUUCAUUAUACAAACCAAAUGUAUUUGCGAUACCCGGUAUUUUCAACAAGCAGAAACACCGACAUAAUAAAUAGUCAAAAAAAAGUAUUCGCUCAGUGUAUACACUAAACACAAAAAUACUAAAGGACGAAUUGAAAUCUCAAGUGAAAUGCAAGAAUUAAUCGAAUCUUUAAAUAGUAUUGGCUAUGAAGGUGACUGCCUCCAAGCAGCCAAAAUUGAGGAGAUAUUAGACAAUGGGACGACAUCAACACAAUUUCGGAAUCUUAUUUCUUGGAUAACUGGCGAAAUAAGUGUUUUGCUGAAUCUGGAUGAACAGAUACAUCCAGAUAGUGAAUCAACGGAAUUCGUUUUGGAAUUGUCGAGUUUGUUGAAAGAACUAAGUUGUCCAUAUUCGGUAUUGAUCAGCGGGCCAACAGCGCAGCGAUUUCAAUCAAAACAGGAUCGUUUAUUGUUACUUAAUUAUCUUAUCAGUGAACUAAUGGCAGCGAAAAUGUGCCAUAAGCUGAACCCACAUAAGAAAGUGGUGAUCGAAAUUUUGGAAAGCGCACCAGCGAUUGCAUUGAAGUCUGUAACUCAAAAUCUUAGUUUGGGUAAACCACCACCAAAUAUUACACCAAAGGUUUUCUUCGAAAAACUGCUUGGGAAAUUUUCGGAAAUUUUCAAGAAAAAUGAACAAUUAUGGGGAAAAACGCUUUUCGCGCCGAGCAGAUCAUUAACCUUUGAAGAGUGGAAAAAGUUAGAAAAGCUGCAAAACGAAUUGGAUAAUGAGUACGAUUUGAGACGAGAAAUGUUACUUACACGAUUAGAUGUCACUAUUCAAUCGUUUCAAUGGUCUGACGCGGCGAAAAAUAAGGGUAACGUCAUAGCGGAAUGCUAUUCGAAUAAACGCCAGGAACUGGACCAGAUUCUGCACCGUAACAAAACGACCGAUAUUAUUGAAUUGUUAGCAGCUCGUGAUGACAUUUUGCACGUCGAAAAAACUAGUUCAGCCAAUGUGCGGAAAAAUACGCAGAGUGAUAUUCAAAAGCAUAUUAUUGGCAUGGUACCAGAUCGUGGUGGCCGUGCGAAUGAGCAUCAACCACCACCACCGGAAAUGCCAACUUGGCAAAAAAAUCGAAGUCAAGGCGGUCAGGGCAACCAAGGUGGAGGAAAUCGGGGUUUUAAUUACAAAGGACAAAACCCGCAGCAACAAAGAAAUUACCAACAAAGUUACCAGCAGCAGGGAAAUUAUUCUGGAAACAAUUACAAACAUCCAAAUACUGGCUCAGGCGACGCGAACUAUUAUAAUAAUCGAGGUGGGGGUAAUAAUCGAGUGCAAGGGGGAUGGUCUCAAUCAGGUGGAGGCAAUCAGUCCAAUGAAAACUAUCGCAAUUAUGGCCAAAAUCAGCAUCGAACUGAAAACUAUUACGGUUCAAGUGGAAAUCAGAACGCUGGAGCUGGUAGAGGCAAUUACUAUGGACAAAAUCAAAGUCAGGAUUACAAUCGCAAGGGCGAUGGCUACAACAGAGGUCAAUCGAAUUACAAUCGGGGAGGACGACGCUAAAUAUUUCAAUAAAAUUGAAUACAACUGCAUUAAUGUUAAGCAACUGAAAAAUUCAGCGCAAAGAUUUUUAUUCACGCAUUUUUUAUGAUAAUUUUUUUAAAAAAAUAAUACUAGUUUAAAUAAACAUUUCCAAGAUACUUGAUUAUA